AGAGAGAGAGAGAGAGAGAGAGAGAGAGAGAGAGAGAGAGGGGGGAAGAAACAAUGGAGAAUGGAAGCGAAGAUCCACAAUUACAACUACAAGAGCAACAACAGCCGCAGCCGCGACGGUUGAAACCGAUCCCACCGAAUCCACCACCAACAGAUCGACCGGCUCGUAUUUACGCCGACGGUAUCUACGAUCUCUUCCACUUCGGCCAUGCUCGCGCCCUUGAACAAGCCAAAAAACUGUUGCCCAACACUUACCUUCUUGUUGGAUGCUGCAAUGAUGAAAUCACCCACAUGUACAAGGGAAAAACUGUUAUGAAUGAUAAGGAGCGCUAUGAAUCUCUGCGCCACUGCAAAUGGGUUGAUGAAGUUAUUCCAGAUGCACCUUGGGUUGUUACCCCGGAGUUCAUUGAGAAACAUCAUAUCGACUAUGUGGCACAUGAUGCUCUUCCUUAUGCAGAUGCAAGUGGAGCUGGAAAUGAUGUUUACGAGUAUGUUAAGUCCAUUGGUAAGUUUUUGGAGACCAAGCGGACUGAUGGAAUAUCUACUUCAGAUUUAAUAAUGAGGAUUGUAAAAGAUUACAAUGAAUAUGUGAUGCGCAAUUUGGACCGAGGAUAUUCAAGGAAGGAUCUUGGUCUAAGCUACGUGAAGGAAAAAAGGCUGAGAGUGAACAGGGGGUUGAAAAAGUUGCAUGAGAGAGUAAAGAAACAACAAGAAAAAGUGGAAGAGAAGAUACAAACAGUAGCAAAGCAUCGGAAUAUUUGGGUGGAAAAUGCUGAUAGAUUGGUUGCUGGUUUCCUUGAGAUGUUUGAAGAGGGUUGCCACAAGAUGGGCACAGUCAUAAGAGACCGAAUUCAAGAACAGAUAAGGACCAAGAGUAUAAAAGGGCUUCUAUAUGACAAAGAAGACGACGAUGAUGAUUAUGACUACUAUUAUGGGAGCACUGACGAUGAUGAAGAAUACUACGAUGGUGAAGAUGAAGACUAGGGUACCUCACUUUUCCGAGUUCUGAACAGUAAGGUACUUUCGUGGUAAGCUUCACCGUGUAAAGUGUAGCUUAUGAAUCAAGUUGGUUGAAGAUGUAUUAUGUGUAACAGUUGGGUGCGCCUGCAAUGUGCAUGUUUUCUUUGGUUAGGAUUUAGUGGCAAUUAGUUGUGUUGUAAAACCAUGAUCAAGCAUAGUCUUGUACUGUCGCGCUGUCAAGCAGAGUGAUUUGUCUAAUAUGAGAUCAGUAAUUACAUGUUUUUGAAAGGCGAAAUACAUAAGCGGCCCCUUCAAGUUGUUCUCAACGGUCAGCCAGACACCUCAACUGACCCUUUUAUCAUUUAAACACUUCAAGUGGCUAUUAACUGUACCAAAUAGACACCUCAUAGUGACAUGGCAAGUUACGUGCAUUUUAGUUACAGUUUAGCGCGUGAGUCUUUUAUCAGACUUGUUUUCUCUUAUUUUUAGAAUUAAGUUAAAUUUUAUGUCUGGGUCCCACGCCACAUUAUCAUUUUUGCCCACAUCUUUUAACGAUCAAACCAGUGUUUUUUCACCCAAAUUUCAUAUGAACCUUCCUCACCCCAACAUCAUUAUCUCCACGACUCCACCACCUUAAACCACCACCUUCCACUGUAAAUUCGCCACCUAUAUUUCAACUUGGAUGCAAAAACUAAUAAAAAAAAAAAGAACAAAAAAAAAAAAAACUAGAAGCUCGCAUCGAGAAGGUUUCGUCAAUAGUGGUAUAACUCCUGUGUAUUUCACUAUCUCAAAUCUGCCAGAGUUCAUCGCCGGCGGACUGUUUAUACUAGCUGCUAUUGCUAGUCGAAAAUGGAGCCUUGCCGGCGAAUACAGCUGGUCAUUUAUUGUUGCUUUGUUUUUUCUCUACCUUCUCUCUGUUUCUACUAACACCUAAAAUAAGUUGAGUUGGUCAGUUGGUUUGCUGAUAAAGAGGCGAAAUUAGAAGAGUGGUUGGGAGAAUAAGGAAUUUGUAAAGUCCCAUUUUCUUUUCUUUGUGGAUGUUGCUCUAUUACAUAUAAAUCGUUAAUCAUUGGAGUAUUUUCUGUCCUACAAUGGCGUUGGCUCUACUAAAUCAGGGACGAGAGAGAUAGGAGGUGAGAGGGAGAUGGGGCGGAAGGAAGAAGAAGAAGAAGAAUAGGGUUGGGCGUUGGGAAAGGUACUGGUGUGCUAAAAAUUUAAAAAGGGUUUUUUUUGUCUUUCUUUGUUAAUAACACGUGUCAUUGUUUAAUUAGUUCGUUUGACACGUCAUUGGCAGGUGUAAUUCACGCAUUUGGUCUGCUGCACUCGGGUGUCUAUUUGGUACAGUUAAUAGCCACCUGAAGUGUGUAAAUGAUAAAAGGAUCAAUUGAGGUGUCUGACUGACCGUUGAGGAGAACUUGAAGGGGCUGUUUAUGUAUUUCACCUUUUGAAAAUGCAAAUUCUUGUGGCAAGUGCAUAUUAAGGACCCCGUUUCUUGA
Nicotiana attenuata is the source of this 2455-nucleotide messenger RNA. Its product is annotated as choline-phosphate cytidylyltransferase 1-like. Lineage: Eukaryota; Viridiplantae; Streptophyta; Magnoliopsida; Solanales; Solanaceae. The transcript is spliced from 8 exons. The record is from RefSeq and is a predicted model, not a curated record. The coding region runs from base 54 to 983 and encodes 309 amino acids. Gene Ontology annotation, biological process: CDP-choline pathway. Gene Ontology annotation, molecular function: choline-phosphate cytidylyltransferase activity; phosphatidylcholine binding.